AUGACCGGCGACAUCUCCCCCGAGCUCAAGAUCAUCAAAAGCGUCCUUCGCCAACGCCACCUCGAGCAGUUGAAGGCGCACCCCAGGCUCGUCGCUACGCCUGUGAGAGCGGGCCCGCCGCUGUACGCUGCCAAGGACGAUAUCGUCCAGUGGAGCGAGGAGAGCAAGGCGCAGAUCUCCCAGGGAAAGGCUAAUCGUGUCUAUGGAGGCCCGAUUGGCUCCCCACUGGACUUGAACAAUGCGUUCUUGGCCUUCAUGGAGAGCGCUACCGUGUACCUCCGGGAUACUUCGAAGGUGCUGGACGCGGUGCACAAGUACCAUGCUGGAGAUGUCAAAGAAGCCCUGCGUCUGUUGGAAGAUUCGACCAAAGCUAUUGAUGAGAUUGCCGCGUUGUGGGGUAUGGAGUUUGUUCAGAUCUGCGACUUACCCGAGCGCCACCCGGAUGGACACAGCUUCAUGGUGGGCCCCUACUGUGGUGCAUUCUUUCCCAAAGACUUUUCUGGCCACAAUCCGUUCAUUGGCAUUGCCUACAAGGGAACGAGCAAUUUCGGUGAAUUCGUGAACGAUUUGUUGGCAGCGAGCACUGUCAAAGCGAGCGGGCGUCUCUGGGACACGGAGGUUUGCAAGGGCUUUUAUUACCCACUCUUCUCGACAUAUACCUCGACGACCAAUGCCGAUGGCGCGACGUCUACGAUGCCUUUUGUCAUGGUCCAACAAGCUGUUAGGGAUCUCAUUACCAAGGCCACUACACAUGUCAUCACCCAUGUCACUGGCCAUUCGCUCGGCGGUGCCUAUGGAACUCUCACCCACGGCCAACUGUGCAUCGAAGGGUUCGGCGGAGCCGGCGCCACGGUAGGGGACCUCUACACCUUUGGUGGCCCGCGCGCUGGGCGCAGCGACUUUGCGACGCUCUUCAAGGCGAGCGUGGCGCCCCCCACUGACGAGGGCUCGACGUGGAGGAUCGUCAACUACGAGGAUUAUGUCCCCAAAGUCCCCGCGUCAAAGCCCCUGAUCCCUGUCAGCAACCCGUUUAUUCACGUUGAUGCCGGGGUUAUGGUAUACAAGGACAAGUUCCCGGUGAGUCUGCCCACUGAGCUGGGCACGAGGCCGACUUGGAGCGUUCCUACUGCGAUUACACCGCAUUAUACGACGGAGUAUUACAAGUCGCUUGUCUUUGCCACGACUGGCAAACCCCCUCGCAAGGCGAUUUUAGCGAGGCCAACGCACUCUACUGGUCUCUCGACCUAUAACAUGGCCAGGGUGAAGGAUACACUGGACACCGACACCCUCAAGCUCCUCACAGGCGCUGAAGUCUCCUUCGAGCCUGCCCACGGUGGGUUCGUUGUCGGCAAGAUCCGAUACAAACACUUCCUGGGCGAGAUCACUGCCUUGGGGAGCCUUCCUGAGGUAUCGGAGAACCCUCAGUUCUUCUGCAGCUCCUUGGAAGCGCUGUAUGGAAAGGAGACUCAUGCGGUCUUCUCGGUCAAGGAUGGGAAGACGGUGGAGGUUCGCUUCGUCGUGGACGAUCGAGAGGUUGCUGUUGCGCGGGCUUCGGCGUGCCAGGACGUUGGAGAAGCGCCCAUUCGAGGCGUUGGAAAUUGGACGUUCUAUGAUGAUGGAACCCUCGCCGCGUUGGAGGAGAACAUGGCCCAAUGUGCAGCGGGCGUGUUCCAGAAGGUCUGA
This is a messenger RNA of Coprinopsis cinerea okayama7#130, 1683 nucleotides long. RefSeq lists its product as hypothetical. NCBI's taxonomy places the organism in Eukaryota, Fungi, Basidiomycota, Agaricomycetes, Agaricales, Psathyrellaceae. Bases 1 to 1683 code for a protein of 560 amino acids. Gene Ontology annotation, biological process: lipid metabolic process. The transcript is spliced from 12 exons. The record is from RefSeq and is a predicted model, not a curated record.